This is a messenger RNA of Eutrema salsugineum, 1275 nucleotides long. RefSeq names its product transcription factor MYB98. Gene Ontology annotation, cellular component: nucleus. The coding region runs from base 1 to 1275 and encodes 424 amino acids. Lineage: Eukaryota; Viridiplantae; Streptophyta; Magnoliopsida; Brassicales; Brassicaceae. The transcript has 3 exons. Gene Ontology annotation, molecular function: DNA-binding transcription factor activity, RNA polymerase II-specific; RNA polymerase II cis-regulatory region sequence-specific DNA binding. Gene Ontology annotation, biological process: regulation of DNA-templated transcription. The record is from RefSeq and is a predicted model, not a curated record.
AUGGAGAAUUUCGUCGACGAGAGUAGUUUUGUUCCUUUAAACCAAACCAUCUUCACACGUGAUCAAGAACUGAUGAAAGAAGAAGAUUUUCCAUUCGAAGUAGUCGACCAGUCAAAGCCCACAAGCUUUCUUCAAGAUUUUCACCAUCUUGAUCAUGAACAUCAGUUUGAUCAUCAUCAUCAUGGCUCUGCAUCUUCAAAUCCUUUGAUCGGUAUCCAAACGAUGUCGUCUUGUAUCAACAAUGCUCCUUUCGAGCAUUGCUCUUACCAAGGAAACGUGGUCGACUUUUAUGAAUCUAAGCCACAUUUGAUGAAUCAUCAUUUCCAAGCUGCGGAAAAUCCAUACUUUACACGUAAUCAUCAUCAUCAUGAAGAGAUUCAUUCGGUCGAUGAACAUGAUCCUAUGGACUUGGAACAAAACAACAUGAUGAUGAUGAGGAUGAUCCCUUUUGAUUACCCUCCUACAGAGAUCAUCAAGCCCAUGAACUUCGUGAUGCCAGAUGAAGUUUCAUGUGUUUCUGCAGAUAAUGAUUGUUAUAAAGCGUUGAGUUUCAACAAAAACAAACCUUUUCUGUCAAGAAAAUUGUCUUCAUCGUCAUCGUCUUCAUCAUGGAAAGGAAAGAAAAAAUCAACCUUAGUCAAAGGACAAUGGACUGCUGAAGAAGACAGGAUAUUGGUUCAACUCGUGGAGAAAUAUGGAUUGAGGAAAUGGUCGCAUAUCGCUCAAGUGUUACCUGGAAGGAUCGGGAAGCAAUGUAGAGAGAGAUGGCAUAACCAUUUGAGACCUGACAUUAAGAAAGAAACAUGGAGUGAAGAAGAAGACAAAGUGUUGAUAGACUUUCACAAAGAGAUUGGAAACAAAUGGGCAGAGAUUGCGAAAAGACUCCCCGGAAGAACAGAGAAUUCGAUCAAGAACCAUUGGAACGCGACAAAACGAAGACAAUUCUCUAAGAGAAAGUGUAGAUCUAAGUAUCCAAGACCUUCUCUGUUGCAGGAUUACAUAAAGAGCUUGGAUUUGGGAGCUUUGUCGGCUUCCUCUGUUCCUGCAAGAGGUAGACGCAAAGAGAGUAACAAGAAGAAGGAUGUUGUGGCGGUUGAGGAGAAGAAGAAAAAGAAAGAAGAUGAGAUUUACGGACGAGACAGGAUUGUGCCUGAAUGUGUGUUUACUGAUGAUUUUGGAUUCAAUGAGAAGCUGCUUGAGGAAGGAUGUAGCAUUGACUCUUUGCUUGAUGACCUUCCUCAGCCUGACAUUGAUGCUUUUGUUCAUGGAAUCUGA